Messenger RNA from Manduca sexta (tobacco hornworm), 436 nucleotides. Its product is annotated as reactive oxygen species modulator 1. Lineage: Eukaryota; Metazoa; Arthropoda; Insecta; Lepidoptera; Sphingidae. Gene Ontology annotation, cellular component: TIM23 mitochondrial import inner membrane translocase complex. The record is from RefSeq and is a predicted model, not a curated record. The transcript has 2 exons. Bases 120 to 359 code for a protein of 79 amino acids. Gene Ontology annotation, biological process: protein insertion into mitochondrial inner membrane; protein import into mitochondrial matrix.
GGCGACAGUUGACACUUGACAUAAGUCGCAUAAUCAUAAAAAAACCUUAGAGUUAAACUGUCAAUUGUUAAUACCAAAACUAAAAAAAAUAAACUAAGAAUAAGUAAAAUAUUGCUAAAAUGCCGGUUCCUGGUGGUGUGUAUCAAAGUCAAGGUCCCUCAUGUUUCGACAAAAUGAAAAUGGGUUUCAUGAUUGGAUUUUGUGUCGGUAUGGCUAGUGGAGGACUGUUUGGUGGUUUCACAGCUUUGAGAUAUGGAGCAAGAGGCCGAGAAUUGGUCCACUCUGUUGGAAAAGUUAUGUUGCAAGGUGGUGGCACGUUCGGAACAUUCAUGGCAAUAGGCACUGGAAUUCGUUGUUGACUGGUCUCUUUAAAUUAAUAUUAAUUUGUAUAUAUAUGUUAGAAUUCUGAUAUAAACUUGCAGUUCAUCCACAAAAA